Messenger RNA from Aspergillus puulaauensis, 678 nucleotides. RefSeq lists its product as uncharacterized. The record is from RefSeq and is a predicted model, not a curated record. The coding region runs from base 1 to 678 and encodes 225 amino acids. The transcript has 4 exons. NCBI's taxonomy places the organism in Eukaryota, Fungi, Ascomycota, Eurotiomycetes, Eurotiales, Aspergillaceae.
AUGGUAGUAGCAUCUAAUCAGAUCUAUAACUCCCAAACUUUGCCCAUCGUUCUCACAAACAGUUCCAACUUCUUCUCAUCUUUUACCCUCCAAAUGACAGACCAAUUCGCUUUCACAUAUCCUUCCCCACUAGAGGGCUACGCGAACCUCGAGCCACUUUCCGAAGAGAGAAACGAGGACGGAAAGUCGCUAAAGAACCCUCAGCAUGGGGUGUUGAGUAAAGCAUACGAGGAAUUUCCCGAUCCUCUGGCUAAGGACCGCCGGGGAGGAUUCGAUAUCCAUAUUUACCACUUUCAGAAUAACCCAGACCAAGUAGCCUACGCAAAGGCACUAUGGGAGCGGAUCAGACGGGAAUUCCCCGAACUCCGAAUAUAUACGUUCUGGGAUAAGCCCAUUGGCCCGCACCCAGUGGCUAUGUUCGAAGUGAAUCUCUUCACACCGGCGCAAUUUGGUGCCUUCAUUCCCUGGCUUGUCAUACAACGGGGUCCACUGAGCGUGUUAAUCCACCCGAAUUCCGCGCCAGAUGAGGACCAGAGGAAUCAUACACAGCGCGCAGUGUGGAUGGGGGAUCGGAUUCCGUUGGAUUUGAGGAUCUUUAAGCUUAUAAAGGAGCGGGAGAAGCAGCAGGAGGCUCAGGCGGAAGCGGCAACAAAGAAGGGCCAGGGGGAUAAGUUAUAG